CACAGAUGCAAUCCUCCUUGUGCAGUUUCUGUUGACGUGGUAACACAGGCUGUUAUGUAUUUAGGUUGGGAUAUUCAUGACUAAAAGUUUGUGAAGCAGUACCGGAGACCAGAAACCAUGCUGGACUUUGCCAUCUUUGCUGUGACGUUUGUCAUUAUCUUAGUCGGCGCUGUUCUUUAUCUGUACCCGUCAUCCAGGAGAGCCUCUGGGAUCCCGGGUCUCAACCCCACAGAUGAAAAGGAUGGGAACCUGCAGGACAUAGUGAACAGAGGCAGUCUGCACGAGUUCCUUGUCGGUCUGCAUCAAGAGUUUGGAGCUGUGGCCUCGUUUUGGUUUGGAGGUCGGCCGGUGGUCAGCCUGGGGUCUGUGCAACAGUUGCGGCAACACAUCAACCCCAACCACUCGACUGACUCCUUUGAGACGAUGCUGAAGUCGUUGUUGGGUUACCAGUCUGGAAUGGGAGGCGGGGCUACUGAAAGCAUUUUAAGGAAAAAGUCAUAUGAGACCGCCAUCAACAACACGUUAAAGAACAGCUUCCCUCUUGUGCUCAAGAUGGUGGAAGAGCUGGUGGAAAAGUGGAAGUCAUUCCCGGAAGAUCAACACAUCCCUCUGUGCGCCCAUCAGCUGGGUCUUUCCAUGAAGACAGUCACUCAGCUGGCUCUGGGUGAGAGCUUCAGGGACAACGCUGAGGUCAUUUCCUUCCGCAAGAACCACGAUGCAAUCUGGUCAGAAAUUGGAAAAGGCUACUUGGACGGCUCCCUGGAGAAGAGCACCAGCAGGAAAGGACAUUAUGAGAAGGCUCUGUCAGAGAUGGAGUCAAUGCUGCUGUCAGUGGCGAGGGAGAGGAAAACCCAAAGGAAGCAGACAGUGUUUGUGGAUGCUCUGCUUCAGUCCAGCCUCACAGAGCGACAGAUCAUGGAGGAUUGUAUGGUUUUCACUCUGGCAGGGUGCGCGAUCACUGCCAACUUGUGUAUUUGGGUGCUUCACUUCCUCUCCAGCUCAGAGGAAGUUCAGGAGAAACUGCACAAGGAGCUGGAGGAGGUUUUGGGUUCAGAUCCAGUUACCUUUGACAAAAUCUCUCAGCUCAGAUACUGCCAGCAGGUUCUGAAUGAGACGGUGAGGACGGCCAAACUGACCCCCAUUGCGGCUCGGCUGCAGGAAGUCGAGGGCAAAGUCGAUCAGCAUGUCAUCCCUAAAGAGACACUGGUCAUCUACGCUUUGGGAGUUGUCCUGCAAGACUCAGAAACCUGGAGCACCCCAUACAGAUUUGACCCUGAUCGAUUUGAAGAAGAGUCGGUAAAGAAGAGCUUCUGUCUGCUUGGCUUCUCAGGGAAUCAGACGUGCCCAGAGCUCAGGUUUGCAUACACUGUGGCUACCGUCCUGCUCAGCACAUUGGUGCGGCAGCUCAAGCUCCACCCAUUGAAGGGGCAGGUCAUGGAGGUCAGAUCAGAGCUGGUCUCCACACCUAAAGAUGAAACCUGGAUCACAGUCAGCAGAAGAAGCUAGUCUUUAAUCUGUUUGCAUCUUGACUGCAUAAUUACCAACAGAGUAUUUCUUGAAUGGUGAAGCCAGAGGAACACCUUUUUUUAAUCAACUUUUUGUAAUCCUAAUGGCUGGGAUCAAAUCAUUCAUGUGCAUCUCCCUUAGAGCCAUAAUGUUGGACUACAAGUUUCACAGCAUCAGUCUUCAAAUUAUUGUCUUCCCACUGCUUUUAACCAUGAAAUCAGAGGCCUUACACAUAUUACUGCAUCUGCUGACUGUCCACAGAGUAGAUUCUCACUCUUACCAUCUGUGAAAUGAGGUAGCUGCUACAAUGUAGAGAAAAAGACAUCAUGUGCUGCCAAGUAGAACUGCCUGGAAGUCAGUUUUGUUUGACUUGUGGUUUUGUUGUUUAUUAUGACAACCCACAUGGUUUUCAAAGAUGCCAUUCCCUUUUUAGACACCGCUAAAACUCAUAUUAUUAAAUAUGUAUGAGGAU
Messenger RNA from Cheilinus undulatus (humphead wrasse), 1978 nucleotides. RefSeq names its product cytochrome P450 20A1 (gene cyp20a1). Gene Ontology annotation, cellular component: membrane. The transcript has 13 exons. Gene Ontology annotation, molecular function: heme binding; iron ion binding; oxidoreductase activity, acting on paired donors, with incorporation or reduction of molecular oxygen. The record is from RefSeq and is a predicted model, not a curated record. The coding region runs from base 118 to 1506 and encodes 462 amino acids. NCBI's taxonomy places the organism in Eukaryota, Metazoa, Chordata, Actinopteri, Labriformes, Labridae.